GUUUUCCUUUAUUAAAAUAAUGGUGACUUAUGGUGGAGACGAAGUAAAUGCCGUCGUGUUGGACAUGGGAUCAACUUCCACACGCGUAGGUUUUGCAGGCGAAGAAGUACCUAAAGCUAUAAUUCCAACUUGUUAUGGUGUUGAUCAAAAUAACAAUUAUCAUGUGGGUGACGCUCAACUUAACACAUGGAGACCUAACGUUGAGAUCAAGAAUCCAAUGGAGGAUGGCAUGAUUCGUGAUUGGGACGCCGUUGAACAGAUUUGGAAAACUGCUUUCCAAGACUAUCUUCACAUCAAUCCUUCAGAGCAUCCCUUUUUAUGUACUGAACCAGCCUGGAAUACAACAGAGAACCGUGAAAAACUGAUGGAAUUGGCUUUUGAAAAGUUUGAUAUGCCUGCUUUUUAUGUAGCAAAGAGCCCUGUGAUGACAGCGUAUUCAGUAGGCAGAGCCACUGCUUUAGUUUUAGAUUCAGGAGGAAGCAUCACGAGUGCAGUACCUGUUUAUGAUGGUUAUGUCUUGAAGAAGGGUAUCUUGCAUCAAUCAAUAGGCGGCGAUUUGCUAUCAGAACAGAUUAAAGAGCACCUGAAAAAUGACUUGAGAAUGAAUAUAACCCCACUUUAUAAAAUUGCGAAAAAGAAGCCAGUUGGAGCUGGUGAACGGCCUCAAGUUGAAUUACGAGAAAGACCAAACACAACAAAGAGCUUUGAAGAUUAUCAUGUUUCUAGAAUUAUUCAUGAAUACAAAGAAUCCGUAUCUCAGGUAUCAGAAAUUCCUUUUGACGAGCGAUUGAUGGCACAAAGGCCUCAAAGACCCUUUGAAUUUCCUGAUGGUUAUAAUACGACAUUUGGUGUAGAAAGAUACAGAGUACCAGAGAUCAUGUUUAACCCACACCAUAUUCGUGUGCCUCCAGUUGAACAAGGAAAAGAAAACGAAAAGAUUCCUUCAUUAGGAUUAUCCAUGAACCAACUUCGACAUACUGUUGGUGUCUCUAAGCUUGUUUAUAACAGUAUCACAGCUUGUGAUAUGGAUUUGCGUCCUCUAUUGUUUAAUAAUGUCAUCGUCACAGGUGGAAACACACUCUUUUCUGGGUUCAUUGAACGACUGAGUAACGAGUUGCCCAUGAUGAUACCAGGCGCAAAGGUAAAAGUUCAUGGCGCAGGAAGUCAGAUUGAACGUAAGUGCAGUAGUUGGUUAGGUGGCUCUAUUUUAGCUUCCUUGAAUACUUUUCAUCAAAUGUGGAUAUCAAAGAAGGAAUACGAAGAAAUUGGAUCUUCGAUCAUAGAAACAAAGUGUCAAUAAAUGCAUAU
Molecule: messenger RNA, 1308 nt
Organism: Rhizopus microsporus ATCC 52813
Lineage: Eukaryota; Fungi; Mucoromycota; Mucoromycetes; Mucorales; Rhizopodaceae
Product: actin-like protein 6A-like protein
Exons: 5
Coding region: 20-1300 (426 amino acids)
Biological process (GO): regulation of transcription by RNA polymerase II
Cellular component (GO): NuA4 histone acetyltransferase complex; SWI/SNF complex
Molecular function (GO): chromatin binding
Source: RefSeq, a predicted model, not a curated record